CGGUCAGACAUGGGGGGUGCGUGUGCCUUGGUCCUUCUCUUGGGAGUUUUGCUGAUCGACAGUGCAAUGCCGGCCAGACAAACACAACGUGCAAAGCGGGUCAGAUCGGACAGAGGAAAGCAGAGAGCAGCACCUCAGAUACAAUCAGAGGAAGAUUGCAGAGGCAAAGCCUUAGACCUCAUCUUCAUUAUCGACAGCUCCAGGAGUGUGCGUCCGGAAGAUUACGAGAAAGUGAAACUGUUCCUCAUCAACAUCCUGAAGUUCCUGGAUGUCGGGCUGGACAAGACCCGAGUGGGGCUGGUCCUUUACGGCAGCACUGUGGAGGACAUAUUCUCUUUGAAGACCUACAAGAAGAAAGCGGACAUGGUGCGAGCCAUCAAAGACAUGGAGCAUCUGGAGAGUGGCACCAUGACCGGCCUGGCUAUCCAGCACACCAUGAACGUGGCGUUCACUGAAGGCGCCGGAGCCAGACCCCUGGCUAGGAACGUGCCACGCGUUGCUAUCAUAGUGACCGAUGGACGACCUCAGGACAGGGUGACGGAGGUGGCGGCUCAGGCCAGGGACUCAGGGAUCCUGAUUUUUGCUGUGGGAGUGGGCAGAGUGGACAUGAGCAUCCUGAGGCUGAUCGGAAGCGAGCCCCACGACAACCACGUCUUUCUGGUGCAGAACUUCAGCAUGAUCGAGACGCUGCUCUCAGGAUUCCAGUCCAAAAUCUGUGAUUCAGAUCUUUGUGGAACUAUUGACCAUGGAUGUGAACACAUCUGCAUCAACACAGUUGGAUCCUAUAUUUGCCAAUGUAAAGAGGGAUAUGUGCUGAACAAUGAUAAGAAAACGUGUAGAAGAAUCGACUCCUGUGCCCUGGGGAACCAUGGCUGUGAACACAGAUGCAUCAACACAGAGACCUCGUUUAUAUGCCAAUGUCAUGAUGGCUACACCCUCAAUCCAGACGGCAAAAGCUGUGAGCGAAUUAACCUCUGCGCCCUGGGAAAUCAUGGCUGUGAACAUGAUUGUGAGAACACUGAAGAUUCUUACGUCUGCAGAUGUCAGCAAGGAUACACACUAAACUCUGAUGGGAAGACUUGUCAGCAGUGUGCAAAAGAAGCACUGGACCUCGUCUUUGUUAUUGACGGUUCCAAGAGCCUCGGUCCCCAGAACUUCCAUUUGGUGAAACAGUUUGUCAGCAGCAUCGUGGGUGCUUUGGAAGUGUCGCCCAAUGCCACCCGUGUGGGUCUGGUACAAUACUCCACCAAGGUCCGCACUGAGUUUGCCCUGGGGCGCCACACCACAGCCAGGGGCAUCAAGGAGGCGGUGAGCCAAGUGAGAUACAUGGGCAGAGGGUCCAAGCUGGGUCUCGCUCUGCAGCAGUUGUCCCAGAGCAGCUUCACAGACAUCGAAGGGGUGCGAUCACCGUUGCAAGACGCCUCCAAAGUAGCGGUGGUGUUCAUCGACAGCCACGCUCAAGAUGACGUCUCCCAAUGGGCCACUAAAGCCAAGCAGAAUGGAAUCAUUAUAUACGCUGUUGGAGUGGGAGACACAGUUGAAAGCAAACUACAACAGAUUGCUUCGUAUCCACAAGACAAAUACUCAUAUCACGCUGAAGACUUCAGCGCGAUUGGGGAAAUUGCUGAAAAACUGAAAACACAGAUUUGCAAAGGAAAUCCGUCUCUUCAGGAACAAUGCAAGUGUGAGGCAGUUGUAUCGUCCCAGAUCUACACUUCAGAAGAAAUACAAAAGUUAUCCCAAAAACUGGAAGAUAUUGUGAAGAGACUGAGAAUUCUGGAAAAUUAUCUCAAAGCAAAGUAGCGAGACGUCAAUGGGAAGUACAUUCGUGUUUCACCGAUUGGAACAUGACCAUUACGUUUUGUACAUUUGUCUUUUAAGGGCUUCCAUCAAAAUGCAGGUAACAGUUUUAUUGAUAUUAAGAUUAUAACAAACUAGUAAGGUAAUACUGGCUCAACUAACUGCUCCUCUGAAACUGGAAAUGGGCAGAUGAAAUGAGAAUCAUUUUAAAUUGGUAACUGUAUUUUUCACAAGUUUUCACUGCUCGAAACAAGAGCUAAAAUUGUGCAUUUUAAAUUCAGUCGUUCAACAAAAUGGUUAAAUUGGUUUUCAAUUCAAAAAAAUGUAACUUAAUGUUAGGGUGGACACUGCUCUCUGCCUAUGCUAUAGGUUUUUAGUGAGUUUUAUACCGACUCACUUGGUUAAAUGAAUUCAGGAAUUUACUCAACUGUGAAAUAAAUUUCCAUUACUUAUUACCAUCAUUAUUUUCACUGAAUGGAUUUUCACCCAAUAAAGAAUGCAUUAACUAACUUUGCACUUUUGUCUUUAAACCUGCAAAUCUUGUACGACCUGAAAAGUCUUCUAGCUGAAGAUCAAUCAACCUUUCGCACAUUUCUAGCAUUCAGUUUCUCUCUCCACCUUAACUCAUCU
Molecule: messenger RNA, 2430 nt
Organism: Callorhinchus milii (elephant shark)
Lineage: Eukaryota; Metazoa; Chordata; Chondrichthyes; Chimaeriformes; Callorhinchidae
Product: matrilin-2
Exons: 9
Coding region: 10-1803 (597 amino acids)
Molecular function (GO): calcium ion binding
Source: RefSeq, a predicted model, not a curated record